Molecule: messenger RNA, 483 nt
Organism: Papaver somniferum (opium poppy)
Lineage: Eukaryota; Viridiplantae; Streptophyta; Magnoliopsida; Ranunculales; Papaveraceae
Exons: 1
Coding region: 1-483 (160 amino acids)
Source: RefSeq, a predicted model, not a curated record
AUGACUCUAUUUAAGGCCGUGUAUGGUUACAACCCUCUCCAUAUGGAAUUUCCAACCACAUCAGUUACUUAUGUAGCAACAGUGGAAACAUAUCUAAAACAAAGAGAUUAUAUGAUGGACCUACUCAAGGAGAGUCUACACAAAGCUCAAGAGAGAAUGAAGUUCUUUGCUGAUAAGAACAGGAAUCACAGGUCCUUUGAGGUUGGAGAUAGAGUGUACCUAAAUAUGCAUCCGUACAGGAAAGCUUCGAUAUCUUUGCGCAAGAACUUCAAGUUGUCUGCUAAGUAUCGUGGUCUGUUUCCCAUUUUGCAGAAGGUUAGGUCUCUAGCCUACAAGUUGGAGUUGCCAUCAAGUGCUAGGAUCCACCCUGUCUUCCAUGUUUCACAGUUGAAGAAGCAGAUUGGCAAGGCUCAUAUACCCUCACCAGCAAUGCCAAUAGUUGAUCAUGCAAGAGAGAUCAUUAUGUUUCCUGAAAAGUUCUAG